CGGGACCGGCGGGGCCGGGCCGGGGAGCGGGGCCGGGGAGCGGGGCCGGGCCGGGGCUCCGGGCGCCGCGGCGGGGCCAUGAAGGACUGCGAGUACCGGCAGAUCCCUCCCGGGGCGGCGGCGACGCCGGGCCCGGGCCCGGCCGGGUCUCCGGUGCCGGCGGGCGCCGUCCCCCCGCGGGCCGGAGCGGCGCGGCGGCCCCGCAGGAAGUGGGAGGUGUUCCCGGGCCGCAACCGCUUCUACUGCGGCGGCCGCCUGAUGCUGGCGCGGCACAGCGGCGUCUUCGCGCUCACGCUCGGCCUCAUCCUGGCCACCAGCGGCCUCUUCUUCGCCUUCGACUGCCCCUUCCUCGCCAGUCACCUCACCCUGGCCAUCCCCAUCAUCGCCGCCGUCCUCUUCUUCUUCGUCAUCAGCUGCCUGCUCCAGACCAGCUUCAGAGACCCCGGGAUCCUGCCCAGAGCCACCCCCAGCGAGGCUGCAGACCUGGAGAAGAGAAUUGACAGCAUGGGCAGCUCCACGUACCGGCCCCCGGCCCGCACCAUGGAGGUGGUGAUCAACAAGUACGUGGUGAAGCUCAAGUACUGCUACACCUGCAAGAUGUUCCGGCCGCCGCGCACCUCGCACUGCAGCGUCUGCGACAACUGCGUGGAGAGAUUCGAUCACCACUGCCCCUGGGUGGGCAACUGCGUGGGCAAGCGCAACUACCGCUACUUCUACGCCUUCAUCCUGUCCCUGUCCUUCCUCACCGCCUUCAUCUUCGCCUGCGUCGUCACCCACCUCACCCUGCGCUCUCAGAGGGAUGGGUUCCUGGCCACUCUGAAGACAACUCCUGCGAGUGUGCUGGAGCUGGUGAUUUGUUUUUUCUCAGUCUGGUCUAUUUUGGGCCUCUCAGGUUUUCACACUUACUUAGUUGCCUCCAACCUGACGACAAACGAAGAUAUCAAAGGGUCCUGGUCAAACAAGAGGGGCUCGGAGUUUGCCAAUCCCUACAGCCAUAAAAGCAUCCUCACAAACUGCUGUGCAGUGCUGUGUGGACCAUUCCAUCCCAGUUUGAUAGACAGAAGAGGAUUUAUCCAGCCAGACACCGGGACCCCGUCCAGUCCCAAGAGUGAAAUCCCUUCCUUUGGAGCCAAAACUGACACCAGCAUGGUAGGAGGCAUUCCCUAGCAGUGCUGUGAUGUUCCCAGUGCCUGCAGUGCCUGCACCUUGCUCCAGCCAGAACCUUCCCCUGUCUCAUCCCCGGCCUCAGGGGGACGGCCCUGGGACCCCGAGCUGCCAAAGACUCGAGCCAUGCGUUGCCUUCUUUUUUUACAUUUAUUUAUUACUUUUUGUUUAUUUGUUUCACUGUGAUGUGGCCUGUCAGGGGGUUUGCCUGACAGAGCCCAACAGCUUGUGGGAGCCUUGGACUCGUGCUGGAAACAGGGGGUCCCUGGGGAGUCCCCAGAGCCCCAGGGCACUGCUGUGAUUCCUGCUGGGAAUGAGAUGGGCCCGGGUGGGAGGUGGGCACUGACAGGUGAUUCCCACUCGGGGCUGGGCUGAGGAGGUGUUGUCUCCCUGGUGUCCCUGUCCCCUCCAGGAUCACCCCCUGUUCCCCUGGCCCACUGGAAGGGCUGUCCUGUCUCUCGGGCAGGAGCAGCUUCCCCUUUCCAGAAGCUGCUGUGCCUUGGUAAGUUGGGCUGUUCAGGGAGGACUCUGGCCCCCAGCAGACCUGCAGGCAAGUGAGGAUGUCCUGGGUGAUUCCUGCUGGUCCUGUUUCCUGGCUGGGGCUGUGUUUUGGCCCUGCCAGUUGGUCAGACACAUUUUGCAGCAAAGACAUGAGUCAGGGGACCCUCCUGUGCUGGGGAAGAAGAAACACUUUGUGCUCUGUGACUCCCAUGGGAUGCAGGUCCAAGGCUACAGGGGUCAGGCUGGGAACUGGAGUUUCCCAGGAUGGUGUCUGUCUGAGGAACACCAAAAGGCAGCAGAGAAGUGUGAAUUCCUGAGGGUCACACCCUUCCCGUGGGGUUUCACAGAGGGAGCACUGAGGGGUGCUGGUCUCUGAUAAGCCCGUGGUGUGCUCUUGGUUUGGGUUUGCAGAGUGCACCCAGGCAGCUCUGUGUCCCUGGGGUGAGGGAGAGUCACAGACCUUGUAGCAAUACUUGAAUCGUGUUAUUAAAAGCUGCUGGAUAUUUUUGCACAAUUUGUAGGACUUUUUCUACGCGGAACGUUUCCUGUCCUGCGCAGGGAGCGUUGUGCGCGCUGGCACCGGGCUGAGGCUCACGGUGCCUGUCAGGUUCCCUUGCAUCAAACCAGUUUCAACCUCGGGCAGGGGCAGCACAUUCUGGGGGCAGCCCAGCCCCCCUGAGUUCACCAGCACUGUGCUUUGUACUCUGCAAGUGCCUGUGCCAGGAGCAUGGCAGAGGAGCAGUCAGGAGGGGGGUUACAGGGGCCAGACUCCUUCUAUUUUUAUUUAAACCAGUUUCCUUUGUUACUCAAUAAAAUUCUAUUUUUAAAGA
Messenger RNA from Prinia subflava (tawny-flanked prinia), 2495 nucleotides. RefSeq names its product zinc finger DHHC-type palmitoyltransferase 18 (gene ZDHHC18). Gene Ontology annotation, biological process: peptidyl-L-cysteine S-palmitoylation; protein targeting to membrane. NCBI's taxonomy places the organism in Eukaryota, Metazoa, Chordata, Aves, Passeriformes, Cisticolidae. The coding region runs from base 79 to 1167 and encodes 362 amino acids. Gene Ontology annotation, cellular component: endoplasmic reticulum; Golgi apparatus. Gene Ontology annotation, molecular function: protein-cysteine S-palmitoyltransferase activity. The transcript is spliced from 8 exons. The record is from RefSeq and is a predicted model, not a curated record.